AGAAUACACGUUUGUUUCCAAUUCAGUGGUAGUCUGUCUGUGGUGAGCGACGCACAGUGCUGUGAAAUCAGUAUAUUUUUUUUAAAUAUCGACAUUAUACAAUAAAAUAACUUUAAAAUAUGGCCGAUGUCCAUCCAUCUAUCAAAUGCUUGAUCAAAAUGCCGGACGGCGUUUACGAGGGCAACACAAUAAUUAUAAAAGGCAGCAUACCUUCAAACGCUAUAAGAUUCUCAAUAAAUCUUCAAUGCGGUCCCAGCAUCAGCAUGACGGAUAGAGAAGACAUUGCCUUCCACUUGAACCCGAGGUUCAACAACAAUACGGUGGCCCUUAAUCACUUCGUAGACAACGAGUGGGGUCUCGAGGAAUCCUUCGGAGGCAUGCCAUUUUCUGAGGGUACCUUCGAGUUGGAAAUCGUGUGUGACGAAUCGGCUUUUAAGUCUGUGAAAUGCAUGCUCAAAAUGCCGGAUGGCGUUUACAAGGGCAACACAAUAAUUAUAAAAGGCAGCAUACCUUCAUACGCUACAAGAUUCGGAGUAAAUCUUCAAUGCGGUUCCGGAAUCAGCAUCAGCGACACGAAUAGAGAUGACAUUGCCUUCCAUUUCAACCCGAGGUUCUACAACAAUACGGUGGUCCUUAAUUACUUGUUAAACAACCAGUGGGGUCUCCCGAAGGAUUUCUGGAGCAUGCCAUUUUCAAAGGGUACCUUCGAGUUGGCAAUCGAGUGUGACGAAUCGGCUUUUAAGGUGAACGUACAAGGUAAACGCUUCUGCGAGUUCGCUCACCGCGUUCCGUACACCCGGAUAAAGGCUCUCACAGUGGACGGUGAUGUCAACAUCACGACAUAUGAACUUCUACCUAAAAAGGAGGAAGUUGAUAUGUCAAAAACUUCUCACGUCCAAGAUCCUGAGGAAUCUAUUCCGAUCACUGUCAAAAAUAAUGUUUGAGCGACCGCAAUAAAGCAUUCUUAUCUACA
Molecule: messenger RNA, 973 nt
Organism: Helicoverpa armigera (cotton bollworm)
Lineage: Eukaryota; Metazoa; Arthropoda; Insecta; Lepidoptera; Noctuidae
Product: 32 kDa beta-galactoside-binding lectin
Exons: 6
Coding region: 120-944 (274 amino acids)
Molecular function (GO): carbohydrate binding
Source: RefSeq, a predicted model, not a curated record